AUGACAAAUUUGGAAAAAGUUAAAAUAGAAGACUAUACUGCAAAUGGCCAAGAAAUAAAUGUUAAUGCUAAUAUUCCUGUCCCUUCAACUGUUACAUACGAGUCUGGAGAAAAACAAUUAUCUAUUUAUGUAAUUGAUGAACUCUCAAUUAAAUCAAACAUUGAGACAUUUAGUUUUACUGUAAAGAAUAAACCAGAGCUUUUGAACUUCGAGCUCAAUCCAAAUAAUGUAAUUUCAGGCCAAGAUGUUCAUAUAGAAGGCGAUAUCAAUGAUUUAGAUAAAACAAAGAAAGUAUUUGCAUAUUGCAAAUUCGAUGUGGAUAGCGAGAAACAAAAGAUUGCCGAAUUUGUUUCUGAUACAACAGCUCAUAAAAUCAACUUCGACGCCAAAGUUCCGACAUAUGAUUCAAUUGGAAAGAAAUCAUUCAAAGUAUGGGCAACAGAUGUUGAGAACGCAGAUGCUCCAGAUGAUGCGAAAACAAUUGAAUUUGAAGUGAUAACAAAGCCAACUGUAGAAUUCGAAGAAACAGCAAAACGAAUCUAUUCAGCAUCUGAUGUUAUGGAGAUAAAAGGAAAUGUUAAGGCAACGACAGAAGUAACACUUCAUUUCUACAUUGAUGGCAUUUUGCAUGAAGGAUCUAUUGAAUCUGUGAAACAAGGAACACUAUUUCAAGGAUUCAAGAUUACUGAUAAAAUUGGUUUUGGAAAACAUAAAAUCUUUGUCACAGUUGUCGACAAAAAUGGAAUUGAAUCUGAUCCAUCUGCUGAAUAUGAAUUCCAAGUCAAUAAUGGGCCAGAACUAUACGAUGUGGCAAGAACUCCAGACAAAAUUAAAGUAGGAGAAGAAAUAACUAUCACAGGCUAUGUUGAAGAUGUUGAUUCAGGAGACGAAAUAACAAUCAUUGUUAUGAUUGGAAUUCUUGAAGGAAGAAAAACUACAAUUAAAUCAGAAGGAAAAAGAAAAGAAUUCAAUAUCAUUAUUAAGACUUCCAAAGAAAAUGGUUUAGGAUGGAAAUUGAUAUCUGUAUCAGCCAUUGAUAAAAAUGGAAAGAAGUCUUCAGUAAAAGAGUUAUCAGUACAGAUCGAAGACAAUUCAAUUGAAUCAAACACCGAAAAUGAUAAAGAGAAGGAUAAAACUCCUGAGCCAAACGAUAACUCUAAAACAAAGAAAAUUGUAAUUCCUGUUGGAAUUUCACUCGGAGCAAUUCUUGUUAUAGUUAUUGUGAUAGUUAUUGUAUUAGUUGUGAUCAAGAAGAAGAAGAAUUCAAAUUCUGAUAUUGUUUCUGACAAUGAAGCCUAUAUGAAUAAUAAUCCUUAA
Molecule: messenger RNA, 1317 nt
Organism: Trichomonas vaginalis G3
Lineage: Eukaryota; Parabasalia; Trichomonadida; Trichomonadidae
Exons: 1
Coding region: 1-1317 (438 amino acids)
Source: RefSeq, a predicted model, not a curated record